AUGGCGUGGUCCUUUGCGCUUCCGCAGGCGGUCUUCGCAUCCCCGUUCACCUCCACUCUUACCCCCAUCGUCACGGGCUCUCUCGUCGGAUAUCUUGUUAACCGAGGAGGAACUAAAACCAGAUACGCGAAUCUGCAACAACCCCCCUUUGCGCCGCCGGCGUGGCUGUUCGCUCCGGCUUGGACGAUCCUCUACGGACUAAUGGGAUAUGCUGCCCACCACGCCACCAUAAACAGUGCAGAGCCGUAUCUCUCCAGAGGCCAGACACUCUACACAACGCAGCUGGUUUUGAACCACCUGUGGAUGCCGUUGUUCUUCGGGAUUCGCAAACCGGACUGGGCAGCAGCCGAUAUCCUUCUUCUCGGCGCGAACGUCGGCACUCUACUACAGAACUGGUGGUCUAGUGAUCGGACUGCGUUUUGGUUGCUUGUGCCGUAUGCUGCGUGGCUGGGCUAUGCCACGUAUCUGAAUAUCGGUGUUGGGGUGCUGAAUCGGUGGCGCGUGGGGGAAUAA
Molecule: messenger RNA, 513 nt
Organism: Aspergillus ochraceoroseus IBT 24754
Lineage: Eukaryota; Fungi; Ascomycota; Eurotiomycetes; Eurotiales; Aspergillaceae
Product: TspO/MBR family protein
Exons: 2
Coding region: 1-513 (170 amino acids)
Cellular component (GO): mitochondrial outer membrane
Source: RefSeq, a predicted model, not a curated record